This is a messenger RNA of Fopius arisanus, 1453 nucleotides long. RefSeq names its product Molybdenum cofactor synthesis 2B (gene Mocs2B). Gene Ontology annotation, biological process: Mo-molybdopterin cofactor biosynthetic process. The coding region runs from base 98 to 1165 and encodes 355 amino acids. The transcript is spliced from 8 exons. Gene Ontology annotation, cellular component: cytosol. The record is from RefSeq and is a predicted model, not a curated record. NCBI's taxonomy places the organism in Eukaryota, Metazoa, Arthropoda, Insecta, Hymenoptera, Braconidae. Gene Ontology annotation, molecular function: molybdopterin synthase activity.
UGGCGGUUAAUCAGGAAUUUGUCGGAGGGUCUGAAGCUCUUGAAUUAAAAGACAACGACGAAAUUGCGGUGAUUCCACCUCUCAGUGGAGGUUAAAAAUGGAGGAUAAAAAAUCGAUAGUUCACCUGCAGAAAGAGAAAUUAAAUAUAAACGAGAUAAUCGAGGCUGUAAUUUCCCCCUCGUGUGGUGCAGUCUCGACGUUCAUCGGUACAACUCGAGAUAAUUUCGAGGCUAAAAAAGUCCUGAAGCUGGAGUACGAGGCGUACGAGCCGAUGGCUCUGAAGGAGAUGUCCUCGAUCUGUCGGAAAAUCCGAGAUCAGUGGAAUGUCGAGCACAUCGCGAUUUUCCAUCGUCUUGGGGAAGUCCCUGUGUCUGAAUCUUCAAUAGCAAUCGCUAUUUCCUCUCCCCACAGACAGGAUUCCCUCCAGGCUGUCCAGUUUGCCAUCGACACCGUCAAAUCCUCUGUUCCCAUCUGGAAAAAAGAAAUCUACGAGGAUGCGGGGUCGGACUCCCAGUGGAAGGAGAACAAAGAAUGGAAUAAUGUGGUUGUCAAGUCUAAGUCUCGAUUUUCUGGGAGAGUCAAGGUCGAGGCUGAUCCCCGGGAGGUCCAGGUGACCGUCAGCUCUCAGGAACUCAUGCGAAGAAUCGAUGCUUUUAUCUCCAGGAAGAGAGAGCAGAAUAAUAUGUUCAAUAUCCAGGAGUUCUGCAGUCACAGAAAUCUGAGAGACGAUGACGAGACCUCUUGUGCUCGAGUGGAUGCCAUUCUAAUUCCCCGAAAGGAUUCUAAAAGUCAUGUGAAAGUUCACAGAGUGUUCAAUGCUCAUGGGCCUCAGACGAUGAACCCCUCGGCCCUUCGAACACCAGAACUCCUUGGAAGCCCUGAAGCCCCCAAUCCAGCCCUCGACGAACGCCUCUCGGGCCCUGAGAGAUUCCUGAUGAUCGACAAACCAGUGCCCACCGAUAUUUAUCAACGAAUUAAAAACAUCGAGGACAGAAUUCGAUUUUUGGAGAGUCUGUCACCAGAAUACAAACACUUUUUCAUGUUGGGAGCUGCUGGAGGUCAGGACAGGCCGCAGAAGCCAGUGAGAAAGAGAACAUUUUCGAGUGCUGAACUGGAUACGAAACUCGUCGAGCUCGAGGAGAAGUACGCGAAGAAAGUCAAAUGAUUGUAAUUACCGAUUUUUUUUUACUCGUAGCGAUAAGUGGAGAUAAAGGGGUUCUUGUGAAAAUUGUAGGUGUAAGUCUCGGAAUGAUUGAUGGAAAAUGGCGCCUUCCAUUUUUCUGUAUUUCGAAAAUAUUUGGGGAUUUUAUUUUAUUGAAACCUGUGUCACUCAAAUUUAUGGUGAUAAUUAAGUCUUGAAGGAAUCGAAAACUAGAGAUUCUGCUUUUUUAAUCUUUAUUAACUUAAAAAAAGUUAUCAAUUAUAUGGAGUUAAAACUUUACAAUAAUUAAAA